GCCAGAAGUAAGGACGUCAAUCAGAUAACAAUCGAUCAGAGUGAAGAAACAGUUUCCUCCGACGUAUGAAGCAGCAAAAAACAGAGAGACAGAGAAGUUUAGAAACAGUGAACAGUCUUUCACAGGUCACUGAAGAGAGCAGCAGCCAUGACGAUGGCCGCACCUUUCCUGUCCUACGUUGCCCUCUGUAUCAUCGGAUCCAUCCUGGCCCUGCCAGUUACCGAGCCGCCGCUGAUCCAUGACCACCCGUUUGUGGCUGUAUGGAACGCCCCAACCGACCAAUGUCAACGACUCGAAAUUCCACUGGACACCGCAGCCUUCCAGGCCGUGACCACACCUGCUGCCGUACCCGGUCAGUUCCUCACCAUCUUCUAUGAAAACCGCCUCGGCCUCUAUCCUAAAGUCGAUACAGUCAAGCACAAGAUCUACAGAGGUGGAGUCCCACAAAAUGGAAACCUGACGGAGCAUCUGGCCAAGGCCCAGAGUCAAAUAGAUCACUACAUCCCCCAGGAUUCUGCUCCUGGGCUGGCCGUCAUCGACUGGGAGUCCUGGCGCCCACUGUGGGACCGGAAUUGGGGAUCAAAACAUAUUUAUCAGAAGCUGUCAAUCUCUCAUGCCAUGCAGGUGGCCCCAUUUUUAUCAUCAAAUCAAAUUUCCAAAUUGGCCAAGACCCAAUUCCAACAGGCUGGCCGACGCUUCAUGGAGAGGACCAUCAGCCUCGGCAUCGGCGAGCGUCCAAGCCGCCGCUGGGGCUUCUACCUGUUCCCUGACUGCUACAACCAUGGCUGGGACAAGACCGGCUACACAGGGAAGUGCUCGAAGACAACCCAAGAGCAGAAUAACCAGAUGGUGUGGCUGUGGGAGCGCAGCACUGCCCUCUUCCCCUCCAUUUACCUCCACCAGAGUCUGAGGAACUCCCCCCGGGCUGCACUUUAUGUCCGCAACCGUGUCCAGGAGGCUCUGAGGGUGGCGGCGUUGCCUAAACGUCCAUAUACGGCGCCUAUCUACGUCUACUCCAGGCCACUGUACCGAGAUCAGACUGAGAAGUUCCAGAGUCUGAUGGACCUGGUGAAUACUGUCGGAGAGAGUGCAGCUCUGGGAGCUUCAGGGGUCGUAAUGUGGGGAGGAACCAAGGACUACAACAAUAAAGCUGCCUGUCAGUCUCUCUCUGAGUACCUGACGUCCACUUUCAACCCGUACAUCGCUAACGUGACGGCGGCCGCCAUGCUCUGCAGCGAGGUCCUGUGCCAGGGGAAUGGCCGAUGCAUCCGGAAGAACUACGACUCCUCCCACUACCUGCACCUGAACCCCUCCCACUUCAGCAUCCUGCGGGCCAAGAAGCAUUACGUGGCAGUCGGCCUGCCCGCUGCCUCUGACCUUGACGGCUGGGCCUCGAACUUCACCUGUCAGUGCUACGCGGGGCGGAGCUGUUCAGCUAAACUGUCGCGUCCAAACAUGAUCAAAGUCAUCUGGGUUUAAUCUGCGAGGAGAGUAAAACGUUUCUCCUGCUGACCAACAGAUCUGAUUAUUUAGCUGAAUUAUUAAUGUGAUUAAAACUAAAGUCUGUAAUUUGAUAAAAUUCUGCCUAAAUUACAUCAGAAAUGUGUUUAUUUUAAAAAAUUUAACUAUAUUUAGUUUUUUUGCAAGUUACAUCAUUAAAUGUGACGUCAGUCUUUUCAAAAUUGGACACAAUAAUGAUUGAUUGGAAUUGAAAACAAAAAGCUUAAUAAAUGCUUUGCAGAAAA
This is a messenger RNA of Lates calcarifer (barramundi perch), 1745 nucleotides long. It is a transcript of the gene spam1, whose product is annotated as sperm adhesion molecule 1. The transcript has 4 exons. Gene Ontology annotation, molecular function: hyalurononglucosaminidase activity. Gene Ontology annotation, cellular component: acrosomal vesicle. The record is from RefSeq and is a predicted model, not a curated record. NCBI's taxonomy places the organism in Eukaryota, Metazoa, Chordata, Actinopteri, Centropomidae. The coding region runs from base 148 to 1479 and encodes 443 amino acids. Gene Ontology annotation, biological process: carbohydrate metabolic process; hyaluronan catabolic process.